Acanthochromis polyacanthus (spiny chromis) is the source of this 3088-nucleotide messenger RNA. RefSeq names its product terminal nucleotidyltransferase 2 (gene tent2). Gene Ontology annotation, cellular component: cytosol. The transcript has 15 exons. Gene Ontology annotation, molecular function: poly(A) RNA polymerase activity. The coding region runs from base 423 to 1958 and encodes 511 amino acids. The record is from RefSeq and is a predicted model, not a curated record. NCBI's taxonomy places the organism in Eukaryota, Metazoa, Chordata, Actinopteri, Pomacentridae.
UGCGGAAGUACGAACGCAGGAAAAUUAACAUCUUCAGUUUUGUUUACAUGUGACAUGUAAUUUGGUAAGUCUUCCGUCUUGUAUUGGUUUAUUUUUCGACUAAUCGUGUUAAGAUUUAGUUACUAUAGACGUUUCCAUCAUUUUACUUCACAGAGAACUGCCUUUGAUUCCCACAGUUAAAUAAUUGUUGUUUAAAUUAGCUCGCUUAGCGUAAGCUAACAGUCGUUAGCUCGCUCCACUGCCCGAUCACCGGUAAGUUUCGGUUUCAACAGUAACCGUCUGCGAAAAUCCCGUUUCCCUUAAAUGGGAGGUGAUAGCAGUGUUGCUAGAGUUUCUCUCACACUGGGACCUUCUUCUGCUCUGAUGUCGUUUUUUUGGGACAUCAGAGAAGUUAAUGCUGGAGCUCCGUGAAGACCCGCAGCAUGUACCAACGCAACGCUGCACCGAGGGGGCGGCCAGCCUACAGUAAUGGCCUGUACCCGCCUCUCCCCGUGACCAGAUGUUACGAUUAUAACCACCAAAGCGUCGGAGGUGUCAACAGUUUUCAUGCCCCUGAACCUCAGAGGUUGCCUCCAUAUGAAUGGAAUCCCCCACGAUCCACCUCUAAUGUCCCCCCUCCUCACACACCGACCAUGACCAACGGCCGCAAGAGGCAGAAUAUUGAGUACAGCCCUCAUAUGGUGAAGCGCCAACGCCUCGACACCUUCUCCCACCCAUUAUUAGGCUCUCCUGUGAUUCAGGCCCCUUCUCCCCCUCCCCAUUUGGAGCAAGUGAGGGCAGAGUCCUCAAGAUCCUCCACCUCUAGUUAUGAACGCUCUUAUUCCAGUCCACAGUUUGAUAUCCAUCCUCAGGGGCCUGCUGUGCCAGAAAGCUUUAACAGCCUGCAGGCCUACGCCAAGGACAAGCUGAGUCGUCAGAUGGUGGAGCUAUUUGAAGCAUGCCAACAGCAGUCUUCAGAUUUGGAGCGCAAAGAGAGGUGUCGAGCCCAGCUGCAACAAGACAUACAAGGCAUCUAUGCAGUGGCACGCCUUUACCUGACUGGAUCUUCUAUGAAUGGAUUGGGUUGCCGAAGCAGUGAUGCUGAUCUGUGUCUGGUCAUCAAGGGAACUAAAAGACCUGAUCCUAUUCGUGUCCUCUCUCACCUCCAAAGGGCUUUCAGAUCCCUCUCAUAUGUCGAGAGGACUCAGCUGAUCAGAGCCAAAGUGCCGAUCCUCAGAUUCAGAGAAAGAGGCAGUGAUCUGGAGUUUGAUCUGAACAUCAACAACACAGUGGGCAUCAGGAACACAUUCCUUCUGAGGAGUUACGCCUAUGCUGAUCUCAGGAUAAGACCCAUGAUCCUUGUCAUCAAGAAAUGGGCACGGCACAGUCAAAUCAAUGACGCCAGCAAAGGAACACUGAGCAGCUACACACUGGUGCUGAUGGUCCUGCACUACCUUCAGACUCUUAAAGACCCUGUCCUCCCUUCUCUACAAAGGGACUACCCAGAGUGUUUCAGUCCCUCCGUGGACAUCGACAUGGUUCCAGAGGGUCCCAAACGUGUCCCUCCUUAUGUCUCCAGAAACCAGUCCUCCCUAGGAGAGCUGCUUGUGGGCUUUCUCAGAUACUAUGCCACAGAGUUCAGUCCUCCAUCUCUCUUCUCCUUCCUCUGUCCUGCAUCCGCCUUUCUGGUUUCAUGUUUCUGGCUGAGGGGCAGGAGCAGAUGGGAUAAACAGGUGAUCUCUGUUCGAGAGGCCAGAGCUUUGCCUAAGACCAAUUCUCAUGAGUGGACAAACAAAUACAUAUGCGUGGAAGAACCGUUUGAAAGAAAUAACGUUGCCAGGGCAGUCCAUGAGAAGAUGAAGUUCGAUACCAUUAAAGCUGAGUUUGCUGAGUCAUAUCGGAUACUAAAGGACAGAAAGGACCUGAACUCGAUCCUCCCAGUCAGAGCCGUCAUCAAUAAGGAGUCAUCCAGGAGAUAAGGGAUUCCUCUAAUUAGGCGAGCUGAUUGGUGUCUUCUACCUCAAGACAGGUUUGCUCCCAGAACCGACGCAAGACUUAGGGACGAGCUGAGAGAGAAGCCCUGCUGCCUCGGCACCUCACAGCCAGGAAAGCGCUGGAACUGAAUGCUCUGGCUGCUUUGGUACUUAUCACAAUCUGUGUUUCCUGUGACAGUGCUUUUGAAAAUGUUACAGUCACUGUCGAACGCUUUGCUGCCUUUGCCAAAUCUGUGUAACUGAUAAUAUUCCAGUAGCCAAGGAUGGAGAGAAAAGGUCGAGUAAUUUUGGAGGGACACCAGAGAGCUCUGAAAUCAAAGUUCUGUCUCUUAAACAGAGAAGUACUGCAGAAAGCGGAUAGUAGUGAUCAGUGUUAUUAGAGAUGCUUAUUACUGCUACAUGGCCCUCUUUCACAGUCCACACAGGAUUGCUGAAAGAAGUAAAUCUGUAAAAUAGGAGAUGAUACAUUGAUAUGAAGCUACUUUAAAUGGGAGCAACAACAUUUAGGUUCCCAAGUCUGCCACGUUUAUCUCCUCUGAUCCCAGUUUAAGUUGUAUCCUCGUUGUUGGAGCCGUUCUGCUCAGAUGAUAGUUUAUCUCUGCCACGUGUAUGUGCAGUGGACCAACAUCAAAGCCUUUUUUCUAUUUUUAUAGGUCAGUUGUCAAGGUAUUGUGGGUUCAAACACUACAGAUGCUUUUUUCUACCGUCACAUUAAAGGACCUCUCAUUUUUCAUCAUUACUGUCUUUAAGUUCAUCUGAAGUUGGAGCGAUAUUUAGGUUAGCGCCAUAAUUAAACUCUGACUCUGAAGUGGUCAAUAGAGGGCUGCGAAGAAGCCAGACCCUGGCUAUUCCUAUUCCUUUAUUAUUGCUCCUGAUGUGCUGUAAUCUUUCUCAGUGACUGGUGUCAGGGCAUCAGUGUCAUUUUAAUCAUAUACUUGAUUUAUUUAGACAAAAACUGGUGUUAUUAACUCACUUUUCAGUUCAAAGAGUUUAAACUUUUGAGUGUGUCUGUUUUUUCGUCUUUGGUUCUUGUUUUUCCUCUGUUUUUUGCAUAUGUUUUGUGCAUUACUGACUAAAUGUUUAUUUAAAAAAUAAAUCUCUACAGAUGUACCGUA